AUGCGAGUGCUUCUCGCUUUAUUCACUAUCAGCCAAAUCACUAUAGCGCAAAAGGUUGGAAUCAAUGUUCCAUGUAACAGAGAACUUGAUGGUUUAUUAACAACAGAUCCUGACGGCGAUGAACGAGCUUUCAUGAGUUGUCAAAGUGUAGGAGUUGGUAAUAUUGGUUUCUGGGAGCGAAAAUUGUGUCCAAACAAUAUGGUGUUCGAUUUCAUCAACCAACAGUGUAAAGAAUUGAAGAAAAAAGCGCGCAAACAGCAAACAUUGAGUAUCGCAAUCCUUAAUAACAGUUGCGCUAAUGGAGAAACUUGCAUUGGUGGAUCUGUGUGUGAUCUUGAUUCUCUAAGAUGUAUGUGUCCAUAUGGAACGAUUCCAAAAUUGGAUACACUAUCAUGUGAAUCAAAUCAGCCAGCAUUCGUUUCCGCAACAGUUGAUGGGCCACCUCAAUUUUUCAAUAAUUUUGGAUCGUCUACUAAUCGAAUGAAUCCGUUUGGUCAAAUUGAUGGCCCAGAAUUUAAACCAAACACUAACGCGUACAACGGUAACAACAAUAAUUUCAACUGGAAUCCAAACAAUUUUAACUGGAAUGGAAAUAAGCAACAACCUCCAAUGAACAAUGUGAACCCUGGUAGGUGUGGAAACUCCGACUUCUCAAACGCUUUCAAGCCAAACCCAAAUCAACAAUUCGUGUUCAACUUCAACAAAAACACAAGUCCUAAAGCAAAUACGAAUGAGCCGACAAAUAAAGUCACGACAUUAGCUUUUCCGGGCGGCUCCUGUAAGAACAACGAGCUAUGUGUUGGUGGAUCAAUUUGCACGUUACCUAUUGGCAUUUGUCUGUGCCCGGGAGAUUUAGAAUCACGAGAUGGAGAAUGCGUACUGCCUGCUGCUUCGACUAUCGCGGUUUCUAAGGUUGGAAUUGGAGCUUUGUGCUCUGAUCUUGCUGAGUGUGAUCAUGGAAGUACUUGUGUUAUGGGUCGCUGUACCUGCGUAUCUCCAUUGGUUCAACAUGAAGGAAAAUGUGUUCUUCGUCAACAGCAGAAACUUGUCGGACCUGGUGAGCUAUGCGAUAAUGGCGAAAUUUGUGGCAAGGGAAGUGUGUGCGACGUAAUGAUUCCUGUAUGUGUGUGUCCAGCUCACACCGAUCUCAAUAACGGCGAAUGCAUCUCAGUGACUGCUUCAGUCACGCAACCCGUGAUGACAAUGCCACCGCCUGUAACUGCGCCACCAACGACCGUUCAGACAAGACCACCAUCCCCAUCUCCAACACAAGCGCCAACAAUGCCUCCAAUGAUUUAUCAAACGUUCCAAACUACACCGCCACCAAUGCGACAAACAUAUGCCACAGCUCCACCACCAACUCCAUUUGUUCCAAAGAACAUUUACACAGCUCCACCGAUUCAGAAGCCAUCUGUGAAGAUUAACCAAAUGAAAAUAGGUGGAAGUAAACAAGCUGGUGUUGGUGUACGGUGCUCCUUGAAUACUGACUGUAUGAUUGGCGCAUAUUGCAAUGGCAACACAAAUCCACCAUCAUGCCAAUGCCUCUCAACCCAUGUGAAUAUUGAAGGCCGUUGCGAGAAGGUUAUUUACCCGGGUCAAGUUGGCUGCCGUAGUGAUCUCCAGUGUCACGCAGCUUACACCGGAACUCAUUGCAUUGAUCGAAUUUGUGUUUGCCCGGAUGGACAAAAGGCUGUGGAUCAGACAUGCAUUUCAGAAUCUUCCCUACCUAACCAGAAGUGUGGCUAUUCAAUCACUAAUCCAUGUCUCAACAAAAGUGUGUGCUUUCAAAACACGUGUGUCUGCACAGAUCGUUUUACCCUUAAUGAAUCCAACCUUGCUUGUGAACCUCUUCCCAAUUUUCAAUCCCAGUGCCUCCAAGCAUGCACCUACCCGAUGGAGUGUGUUCAAAGCUCGUGUGUAUGUCCCGAUAAUCGGGAUUGCAGAAGUAGAAAAUUACUUAAAAGGAGAGCUAGAUGUGAUCCUUUUGGUAACGAUUGUGGAACUGGAAAAUGUAUAGAAGGGGUAUGUCAAUGUCCAAAUGGAUACGACAAUGAUGGCAAAUGUCGGCAAAAUCAAUGUUCUGUAAAUGUCCACUGUGACAAAGGAUGCUACUGCAACAACGGCAGAUGUGUGUGCCAAAACGUAAAUGAGCGAAAAUGUCAAAGUACUCGAUCCUGUCCCGAGUUUCAUGUUUGUCAAAACGGAAUGUGCAAAUGCGAGUCCGAUGAGUACGACCUGAAUCGGAAUUGUUUGCCGGUAAUUCUCAACGGCGCAUUCAAGAACAUCAAUAGCCAAUGCGCUCCAAAGGAUCGAUGUUCGGGCGGUUCAAAAUGCAAAAACAAUCUUUGUCAGUGUGUUGACGGCAGCAUUGAAGUCUCCGGAAAAUGUAAACAAUUCCCAGGCGGUCAUUGCUCGAAUGGAGAGCUAUGUUCCGGCUCAAGCCAAUGUUCUCUUGGCAUUUGUCGAUGCGAUUCAUCUCGGAUUAUUGACAAUCAACGAUGUGUGCGCACUCAGGUAGCCAUCGGAUCAGCCUGUCGCCGCGGACAGGAUUGCAUGAAUGGAUCAGCUUGUCGCUUUGGAAUAUGCAUGUGCGUGUCAAAGACAAUUGCCGUGCUCGGGAGAUGUGUACCGAUUGCGGAUUCAAUGAGUCCAACAACAACUGCCCAGAUAACGACUGAAAUUUCGAAAUCGAUACAGGAAAAAAGCGGCAACAUUUGUGAAAUCGAAGGAAUAAAUGGUAUCGAACCCAGUUGUAAAGCCACAAAAGCAGCCAAACCGUCAAAAACAGUUCCUGGAAGUUUAUGUCGAACCACAUCGGAAUGUCCAUUUCGAACAAAGUGUGUCGAAGGUGUGUGUCGAUGCAAAAAAGGAGAAACCAUUGUCGAUUUGACAUGUCGCGCAGCAAUUCAUCAAAUCCUUCCUGGCUCAAUUUGCGAUCCACUUAACGGAUACGACUGCGUUGGAGAAGCACUUUGCAUUUAUGGUGUGUGUAAAUGUGGAAACCAAUUAGCAAGCGACGGAUCUAAAUGUGUACCCGAAUUCCAACUGCGACAAGUCGUUCCAGGAAAAUCGUGUCGAAACGGAGAAACUUGCGGUGGAGGAUCUUAUUGUUCCGUUGAGAAGAUUUGCAGAUGCGGAAAGGAUGAAGUACCAGAUGUUAAUAAAAAGUGCGUCCGAAAAACCAAUGUCGUUCCAGUUUUCAACAAAAUAAUCGCAUCGACAACCAUAUCGACAUCUACACCGCAAAUGACAACUUCCAUUGAUUAUACGAACUUUGUUCAAAAGUUGAACGAACUAGAAUAUUUGGAAAAAGAGUUCAAAAUGAAUGCUCUAACAACAACGGCUCCUACUCCGAGAAAAACGACUAGUAUUUUGGCCGGCCAUACUUGCAAAGAAAAUUCAGAAUGUCCACCAUUUUCCUUCUGUUUUUCAAAUGUUUGCAAUUGCAUGACUGGAUUCCGAGCUGCAUCAGGAUAUUGUGAGGCGGCAAUUCCUAUUGAUGGAGCAUGCAUUAGCUCGAAUCAAUGUGAAAACAAUUCGGAGUGCUUGUUGGGUAAAUGUACGUGUAUUCCUUCAAAAACGGUGGUUUGCAAGGAUGUCACGAUUGCUCAUCCUGGAGAAGAUUGCACAUCGAACAAGAAGAUCUGCAGUUUCAAUAGCUACUGCAGUUUGAUGAGCGGCGUUUGCGAAUGCCCCUCAGGAAUGGCAACAAUUGGAAGAAGUUGCGAGAAUACUUUUGAGUCGAUUGGAAAGGACUGCGUAACAUCACGUAACUGUCAAAAGUCCAGUUAUUGUGAUAACGGAUAUUGUGUUUGCAAAGAAGGAUAUUAUAUGGAAAAUGACAUCUGCCUCGUAUCAAAAGAUGAAGCUGACACUCCCAGUUUUCAAAUUCUUACGGAUCGUAAGAAUAUGGGUGAUAACACUCCACUUCAAGACAACAUGAAAUACGAGUUUAAAAGUGUUCAAGAAAUGACGAACGAUGGACUUUUUGAAACUACGUCAUGGCCGUCAGCAACGACCCAAUAUCCAUUCGCCAAGACGUUUCCAACAUUUCGAAGCUUUCCUAUUGCCUAUUCUUCAAAGACAGUGGCAGAAGAGGAAAUUAACGGUGGCUUAAAAUAUAAAAUAUCGUUUCCUGGAGAAUACUGUGGAAACGGAGAAGUCUGCUUAGGAAAUUCGGUGUGUCGCCAACAGUUUUGCCGAUGUCUCCAAGAUGUGUCAGCAGAAAACGGUAUAUGCCCUCCGCAAGUUGAUGAUCUUCGCUUGUUAGGGCUUCAACCAUUAAAAGACACCAUCAGAAAAGCGCCUGCAAAACCUUCACUGAGAUCGGAAUUGUUUCCGUUGGAAAACUGCCAAGAUAACGAAGAGGGUUGCGUAGGAAACUCGACAUGCCGAAGUGUUGGCGGGCUAGGGAGGAUAUGUCAAUGCCUCGAAGAUACAGUUCUCAUACAAAACGAAUGUAUAAUUAUUAGUGAAGACAUGAAGCUUGUUGCAAUCGAAGAAGUGUGUGAUGAAAACUCAAUUUGUAUGUCUGGAAGUGUUUGUAGAGAUAAUCUGUGCCAAUGUGAAAGCGGAAAGCAACAACUUCUGGGAAUAUGCGUACAAGCUUCAAAUCCGGGAGAAUCGUGUGACAACGGUGAAAUCUGUAUCAAUGGCUCGAUAUGUCUUCAAACCUUCUGCCAAUGCCCUUCUGGAACUCAUAUCGAUUCUGAAAACUGUGUAUUGGAUAGACUUGAUGAUGUCGAAAACGAAAAUGAAGAGGAUGACAUUUCUACACGUAAAAUUGUCAGAAGAGAACUCACUCAUAGCAAAUGUCUUUCAAAUAGUGAUUGCCAACCACACUUUGAGUGUGUGGACUUUGCCUGCGUAUGUGAUGAUAACACAGAAGUUUGCUUAUCCGAACUUUUCAUGGAUGCAGAAUAUAUAGAAGUUCCACCUGGAAGCGGAUGCCAAGAUGUCAGCCGGAAAUGCGGGAAUGAUUCAAUAUGUUUUAAAAAUUAUUGUGUGUGUAGUUAUGAGGAUAUGCCAAUAGAUGACCGAUGUGUGGCACGAGAUUGGAAUAUAGGCCUGGGUUGGAAUUGUAACAAUCAAACGAGAUGCCGCGAAGAUUUAACAUGCUUUGCCGGAAAAUGCACGUGCAAGUUUGGUGAUGUGAACUGUAAUUCAAGUGAGCCAGUUACUUCACCACCAGGAGGCUCAUGCUCAAAUCUUCGCGAAUGUACUGGCGGAUCGGUUUGCAGGGAAGGUUGGUGUAUCUGCCCAGAUCCAUCAAUGAUUGUAAGCAAAGGAAUUUGCAUCCAAUCUGGUCCAAAACCAACACUCCCACCCAAGGUGUAUCAAAGUACUCCUCCUACCGUUCAACUUCCACCACAGGUUCCACACCAGCCAAAAGUUACCAUAACCAAGGCACAACAAGUUAUCACUCCUCAGCCCCAUGGUAAGAAGAUUGCUCCUGGCGGUAAAUGUGGGCCACUUGACAGUUGUGUAGGUGGUUCGACGUGUAUUGAAGGCUUCUGUCUCUGUCCUGCCGGAUUACAGCCAAGCGCCACUGGGCGUUGUGAGCGUAUCACUACGCGUACAAUGACCACAACCACCACCACGAUGCGUACAAUCCCCAUGACGACGACAACGAGCGCCCCACCGAUCACAGGUACCACGCGUGUGUUCACCGUGUCUGAAAUGCUGACCACACGGCCUCCACCAGCCACGAUCGAAAUUCCAACGCAUGUCACUUUAACCAAAACCAGCAAUCAGCCGGGAACAAAGGACGACGAAUGUACGGCUAUUGGCUUGAUCUGUAAAGGAAAUACUGUUUGUCGCAACAAGUCAUGUCAAUGCCCUGACGGGUAUGUGCUUCAUCACGACGGUUGUGUGUCACCGGAAGAAGCUGAGAGGCGGAGAGCAAAGAAAGCACGGCACGAAGCUGCAACCGCUAGAGCAUUUGCGAGACCGAACGAAAGCUGUAGUGCUGAUCAAAUUUGCGUCGGAGGAAGUCGUUGUUCAUACAGAAAGGUCUGCGAAUGUCCUGAUGAGAAGCCAUUGCUUGCUGGUGGUCAAUGUGUAGCGAAGAAAGUUGUAGAAGUGGUUCCAGGAGCUACUUGCGAUGAAAGCAGUACAUGUAUAAGAGGAAGCCAAUGUGAAAAUGGAGUGUGCAGAUGUCAACCAGGAUAUGUCGCUGUGUCCGGAAAUUGUGUUGCUAUACCAAUGUCGACAACACCCAAAAUGAAAAUGAUUGCUAAACCUUUGGAAAGCUGCGAGAAUGGCGAAACAUGUGAUGGUGGAUCGAGCUGUGAUGAUGAUACUGGAAUUUGCAUGUGCCCACCUGGACAGAUUGUAUUCAAUGUUCAAUGUUUACCACCCCCAACUCAGCCACAAAUCAAUCAGAAACUAACAACGCCACCAAUUUCGACCACGUCUACAAGGACAGCAUUUGCAACGGAUUGUGAAAAAGACGAAAACUGCAGUGAAAACAAAAUCUGUGUUGUCGGAAAAUGCAAAUGCCGUCCAGGAUUCGUUGACAAUUCGGGAACAUGUGAACCGUUAGAAGACAUCGAUGCGGUUGAGAGGCCAAUUCCCGUCUCAUACGCAAAACACAAAGUAGCAACAUUAUCGGAACGCGUGCACCCAAAGGAAGAGAUGCAAAUUUCACGAAUUGAAGAGAAUACGCCAGAGCCGGCAACGCCGGCCAGACAAGAAACUCAAAAACCCAGAAUUGUCGGGCCACCAAUCCGCAGGCCAAAACCGAAAAAUAAGAGUAGCUCGGGAGGAAAUGGAGGAAGUGGUGGUGGUAGUGGAAACCGAGCAUACAAAACCGGAAGUGGAAAUGGAAACUGCCCUCCUGGAAAUGAGCCAACUCGGGAUGGAAAACGAACAAGAAUGCUUAAAUACGGUCAACCGUGCGAUCGCUAUCAGGACAAGUGUAUCAAUGGAGCAAAGUGUAUUGAUAAAGUAUGCAAAUGUGCUCCAGGAUAUUCAUUGGGAAAAAGCGGAUGGUGCGAAGGAUUCAUUUUACAGAAGGCAAUUGAAAAUGCUAGGCUAGAACAAGAAGCUAAAAUUACAAACCCACCAAAAGCAAAUCGGCCAAUUAUAAUAAUUAAAGAUAAGACAGAAGCUCCGACGCCAUCUCCACAGACUAAUCAAACCCAAUCAAUGCAAACGACACGUGCUCCAAUUUUGCAUUCACAUACUACAAAAAGACCAUCAACUACCAGAAAAGUUCCGAAAGUAGCAGCUGUCAGGUCUCGAUGUGACGCUGAAGAUAUUUGUUUGGGAGAGAGUGUGUGUAUCGAUGGAUUCUGCAGAUGCCCGGAAAACUAUAUCGAACAGAAUGGAGUCUGCAUUUCGAAGAAAAGCAAACAUAAGGUUGCAAAAGUUGGUCAAUCGUGUAAAAAUGGCGAAAUUUGCGCUGGAGGGUCAAUUUGUGAUAAUGAUCAGAAGAAAUGCAUUUGUGCUGCACAACACAUUGCAAUUAACGGAGUGUGUAAAUUGAAAACAGCACCAUCAUACAGCGCUCCAGGAGAAACCUGCAGUAUGAAAGAGCAAUGCACUGGCGGAUCGACAUGCUUUGAAGGAAUGUGUACAUGUGACGAUCAUCAUUUUGCGGAAGACGGUUAUUGUAGACCUAUUGAAGCUAGAAGUUCAAAAGUUCAUUUUGUGAAUGGCGCAGGACUUCGUUUUUCGUCUAAAGCAGUUCCGCAACGAUCACGAGCUCAAGCUUGUAAUGAAGCCGAAUGCAAACUUCCCCACUGUUUCUGCACUUAUUCGGGUAGACAGCCUCCUGGGGGAUUGCAUCCAAAAGAAACACCUCAGUUUGUGAUUCUUACGUUCGAUGAUGCUGUCAAUGGAAAGACAUUCCCAGAUUAUAAAGAUCUGUUUGAGCACGAUGUCAUCAAAAAUCCAAAUGGGUGUGACGUAAAAGCCACAUUCUUCAUUUCUCACGAAUGGACAAAUUAUGACGCCGUGAAUUGGCUUGUGCAAAAGAACAUGGAGAUUGCUUCAAACUCAAUCUCCCACAUGUCAUUGGAGCAUGAAGAUACGAAUAGAUGGUUGAAUGAAAUGGAUGGACAACGUAGGAUCUUAGCUAAAUUUGGGGGAGUUCCAGAGGAAUCAAUUAUUGGAAUUCGCGCUCCGCAACUUGCGCUUGGUGGAGACGAUCAAUUUGAAAUGAUGUCUGGAGCUGGAUUUGUUUGGGAUAACUCGAUGUCAGCAAAUCCAGGAAUCAAUGGAGAUCCGUACUGGCCGCAGACCUUAGACUAUGCGGUAUCAUGGCCAUGCUUUGAAAGUUCAUGUCCAAAAAGCUCCUUCAAUGGAGUAUGGACUAUUCCACUAAAUCAAUUCUAUGGAUCAUACAUGCCACAAAUCGAUAGCUUCCGGAGAUCUAGCAUGCUCAGAGCGGCGGUUGAUCUGAAUAAUACUGUCGAUGAAUUGGAAGAGAUCAUAAUGCGAAACUUCGAACGAAGCUAUUCUUCAAACCGAGCGCCAUACGUUUUGUCAUUAAACGCCGACUUUUUGCAACUUGGCGGAGAGAAAAAAGGAAUGAAAGCAUUGAAAAAAUUCAUGAAUUAUAUUUCGACGAAACGAGAUGUUUAUAUUGUAACAAUGAAACAAUUGAUUGAUUGGAUGCAACAUCCAGUGCCUCUUAAUCAAAUGCAACAGUCAAAAGCAGUCGAAUGUCCAAUUUCGUUCAACAGAAAUCCCGGACAAAGUUCAUACUGCGAGAAACCAAAUAAAUGUCUGUAUAGCACCCCGUCUUUAACUAGUCAAGAACAUCAAUUCCUAACCUGUCUCCCAUGCCCAACAAUGUAUCCGUGGGUUGAAAAUCCUGCAGGAGCAAUUGUCUAA
Caenorhabditis bovis is the source of this 8841-nucleotide messenger RNA. The record is from the annotation of a GenBank genome assembly. Lineage: Eukaryota; Metazoa; Nematoda; Chromadorea; Rhabditida; Rhabditidae.